UGAAGUGUCAAUUGGUGUCAUUGUUAUUUUGUAAUUUGUUAUUGUUUGAGAAUUUUUAGAGUUUUAGUGACUGAUUAUUAAAAUCUGUUCAUCAACUUGUGGAUACAAUGGAUAUAUACCGAUAUCCCCCGUAUCAAUACGGACAAUCAGAUGAACUAUCUAAACAAAUGUUUGCCCAGCAAGCCCUGUCUUCCGGCCUUCCUUUUGAUCGUCCAGGGACCAGCCAAGAGCCGCAUUCCAUGCCGAUACCAUCUGGUGCUCCAUGGAAUAUACAAGGCGUUUCUUGGGGUUUAUCUUCGCCUCCUCAAUUAGUUCAGUUCACUGGACAACCGUCAAUAGAUUCUAAGCCUUCACACACAAUUUUGCACUCUAAAAGAAAAAGUUUGGAUGUCGAACCUGUCAUUCCAGCAAAACAGUUAAUAACAGAAGAGAAAAUGGCAGCACAUUUGAAUGGUCUUCACAUAUCUUCAGACUACACAGCCCAUUCUCUGGCAGCACCAUCAGAUGAAAAUAUGGAUCUUGGCAUGGAUACUGCAAUGUCUCUCAGUGAAAAACUGAAAGGUCACAAAAUAGUUCUUUCCGAAGAGCUUAAAAAAUUACAAGAAGAACCUUUGUUACCCGCUACUCUAAUAGAAAGACUAGAAAAGCCACAUAUGUCACUAGUUGUGUGGAAACCUCGGGAUAAUAUUUUGGAGAAGAUAAAAGAAGUAGAGGAGAAACCGCAUGAAGAAGAGAAGAAAAGACCAGGUGUGCUUGUUACUGAUAUAUCCCCUAUGGAAAUGGAGAUGUCAUGAAAUGUUUGUGAAUAGUAAGGCAAUGUUCACAUUGAAUAUUAACUACUGACAGAUAAUUGAAUACCCAAUUCAGUGAGUAUUAUGUUUUUUGGUGACUGGCUUCUUAAUGGUGAGUUUUAUAUAUGUACAUAUGUUCACAUUUGAUAUACUUUGGAAUACCAGACAUAAUAAUAUUAUUUUAUAUAUAAACAAUUGAAAUUCAUGGUUAAGUUUAGCAUUUACUGUAAAAUAAGAGUUAUGACUCAUUUCUUUGUAUAAAAAGACAAUAUACAACAUUAGCAUUAUCAAAGAAACCCAUACUUUUUUGUAUGGCUUAACUAAGUAUUUGAAAACAAAAGCUAUGUUGGGAAAGAAUUAAGAAAAAUGUUUAGUGAUACUGUUUUAUAAAGGUCUAGCUGUUGCAUAUGACUUUGUCUGUAUGAAAUAAAAAAUAAUAAAAAUCACAUAUGUUACUCAGUUACAAAAUAUUUUUAUUGGGGAAAGAAUCUUUGA
Messenger RNA from Papilio polytes (common Mormon), 1286 nucleotides. RefSeq lists its product as uncharacterized. The transcript is spliced from 3 exons. Bases 108 to 794 code for a protein of 228 amino acids. The record is from RefSeq and is a predicted model, not a curated record. Lineage: Eukaryota; Metazoa; Arthropoda; Insecta; Lepidoptera; Papilionidae.